AAUACUUAGAGCAAAAAUGUAGGAGUCCUAAAUUUAGGUCUUACAUGCCCACUAUUUUUAAGAUUUUCUCCUAAAUCUGCAAGUUAUACAGUCUAUGGUUGAGAUACUUUUAGCCUUAAUAUGUUUUGUGAAUACAGGCCCUGGGGUCUCUUUUAUAAACGUUGCACAAAAGGGCCAUCUAAAAUGCGUACACAAUUUUCCACUCACAUAUUGGGAUCUAUAAAAAAAUUAACUUGCCGUAAAUAUGAACACAACUAGAGACAAUUUAUAAGAGACAUGCCACUUCCUCAAUCCUCAAUACAACUAUAUAAGGAAAAACCGUAACGGCAAAGAUGGCGGUUGUAUGCACAUGUCCCGCCCCUCCUGCUGGAAAGCCAAUCAUCUGCUUUUAACAGUCAAACCGGGAAAUAUUUAAGCCUAUCGUCUGGUUCCACUGAUGCAUUCGCACAGUUGAGGUUUUGCGACAGCCGAGAAGAUUUGGCGACAGCGAGUUGUGGUGUGUGCAAGAUCACAUGGAAUCCACAUAGAAGAGGGUGAUAACAACGCAAAUUCAAAAAAGAUUGUUCUGUACACUGAUAAAAUCCACAUAGAAGAGGGUGAUAACAACGCAAAUUCAAAAAAGAUUGUUCUGUACACUGAUAAAACAAAUGACAUUGAGCAUUUGUUUAAGUGCUUGGCACAACACAGGCCUUCUGCAUAGAGACGUAAAUGAAGUUGGUGUAGUGUUGGUGUUGUGGUACGCACUCUUUUACCUGGAGUGAGAAAAGUUUUUAAUUUUUUGACAUUUACAUUAAAUAUUCGACUCUGUUUAACGGAGAUGAAAUUACAUAAAGUCAUUACGCAGAUGUAAAAAAUGUUGGACAAUUAAAGAAUUUAGGCAUGUUUAUAGGAUGCGCUUGAUCACUUUUCCUGUGGUGUGCUUUAAUAACAGCAAGAAGUGCUUUAGGUGCACAAUAAUUAAUCUUCAAACUAAACUGCAGAUCUCAUGUUGAGAGAAAAUAUUUUUGUGAGAACAGUGAUCAAGGAUGCACACUUCGAUAUUGUACAUAGUCAUUGGUUUAAAAAACAAAAACAAAAACAAAAAAAAAACUUUUGUGCGUACGCAAAAUCUACCAUUUGUGCAUACGUACACUUUUAGGAUGAAAUCUUUGGAGAGUUUGAUAAAUGAGACCCCUGGCCUUGGCUUUACGCAAGGAUUUAAAUGUUAAGCGGAGUAUCCAGAUGACCGGAGGAGGGCAGUAAUUAGACAGUGAUGCGUCUAGCCUGCCACAAAUUAUAUAAGAAGAAGAGGAUUUGCGUACCAAACAACCGCGAGAGCUAACCGCACUGUAUGCUUUCGACUCACUCUCGCGAUAGUUUGAUUUUUAUAAACCGAAAUCUAUCUGCGUAAUAGCUUACUUUCAGUUUUCCUACAAAUAUCAUUUUAGAAAUAGUAUGUAAAAUAUCCAUUAUUAAUAUCGGGACACCAUGAUCAUCGGUUGGUGCUUCAUCUCUGCAUUUGUAGUGCUGAUUAACAAAGUCUGUCUGCAGGUCCCAGUCGAGGGGUUUAUCGGUGGUUCUGUUGUCCUGCCGUGUUCUUCGGAUGAACAUGAUCUUAAACUUCAAGAUAUUAAUGUGUUUUGGAGAGACAAAGACAGUGAGAUUGUUUAUGAUAUAAUUAGCGGUAAAGAUUCAGUAGAGCGACAGAAUCCACAGUACAAGAACAGAGCUGAAACCUUCCCAGAGGAGUAUGAGAGAAGAAACUUCUCCAUUAAACUCAUCAAUCUGAAUCACACUGAUGAAGGAGAGUUUAGCUGCUUCAUCACACACACAGAUGAACUCCGUACUAUACAGCUGAUCCUUAAGGGUACAAAAAAGUGAAAAAAAAAAGCU
This is a messenger RNA of Carassius auratus (goldfish), 1872 nucleotides long. Its product is annotated as CD276 antigen homolog. The record is from RefSeq and is a predicted model, not a curated record. Gene Ontology annotation, biological process: T cell costimulation; cell surface receptor signaling pathway; negative regulation of T cell proliferation. The coding region runs from base 1468 to 1860 and encodes 130 amino acids. Gene Ontology annotation, cellular component: external side of plasma membrane. Lineage: Eukaryota; Metazoa; Chordata; Actinopteri; Cypriniformes; Cyprinidae. The transcript is spliced from 3 exons.